AUGAGACGGAUUCGCUCGAAGAGUGUAGAGCCCAAAACAGUUGAUUCAUCAUCAGCUAGCAGUGAUGAAGAUUCAGUCAUGUCGGUUCAAAAUCAAUUUACAUCAAGUACAGAUAAUGCUGAUGAUAUGAUGAAUUUUUAUUUAAUUAUUCAUAUGCAAUCUUUGAUCUUAUUGCUGAAACAAACUUUAUGUUCUGAAUGUAAUAAUUAUUGGAAUGGAUCUGCGUCGAUCAAGCAAAGGGAUGGAUUAUAUAUGCAUAUUGAAUUCAUGUGUUCUAAUUGCAGGUUCAUCACUCAUUUACAUUCAUCACCACAAAUACCGAAUACUAGACGUCGAGAAAUUAAUAUUCGAUUAGAAAUUGGUGGUAUUUUGUGUGGUUUAAGUCAUGGUGGUGUAAUGAAAUUUUUAGGUGCUUUAAAUCUACCACCACCAGUUCAAGAACAGAGAUAUAGUGAAGCACAACAAUUUAUCUGGAAUUAUGUAACAAAAGCUCAAGAAGAAUCAAUGACUGCUGCUGUUGAAGAAGCAAUCGUCGAAGGUGGUGGUAUGCGAGAAUUAACAGUAAGUGGAGAUGGUGCGUGGCCUACACGUGGUUAUUCGAGUGUUCAUGGAAUUGCAGCUCUAUGCUCAACAACAAGUCAUCCAAAAGUGUUAGACGUAACGUGGUCAUCCAAAAAAUGUUCUAAAUGUCAAGGAGCAGAGAGUCUGCGUUAUGCAAAUCCCGAUUUAUUCUUGAUUUUUCAAGAAAAUCAUGAUUGUCAAUUGAAUUAUGCAGGAUCAUCAGGUGGAAUGGAAAAAGAGAUGAUUCAUGAGAUGUUUUGUCGAUCAUUACCAAAAUAUAAUAUCAAAUAUACUUCUUAUAUCGGUGAUGGAGAUGCCAAGGUGCAUAAAUACUUGGUGGAUAAUCCUUCUUAUUCUGAUGUGAAUAUUAAAAAAAUCGAGGAUACGAAUCACUUUGCCAAAAGAAUGCUGACCCGCAUUAUGAAGAUCAAGAAAGAAAAUGCAAAUAAAAUUUUAUCUGAUGGUAAAAGAUUUAGUGGUAAAGGUCGAAUGACUGAUGCACAAGCUGUUAAAUUUAAAAUUUACUUUGCCAAAGCAAUACGUGAAAAUAAAACUGAUUUGAAUAAACUUUAUCAACGAUCAUGGGCAAUUUUUAAACAUCAUUACUCAACAGAUGAACAACCUAUGCAUGAGUGGUGCGAUUUACGGUGGUGCAAAUAUCUGCAAGCAACAGCAAAUGGUGAAAAAUUUAACCACCAUUCGCAAGUAUGUAUUCCACGUGCAUGUUUAGAUAUGAUCAAGCCGGUGUUCGAUGAGCUAUGCACGCAAAAUAGUUUAGCACGUGUGAUAGGUGGUGGUUCUCAAAAUGCCAAUGAAUCUUUCCAUUCGUUAUUGUGGACAAUAGUUCCAAAGAAUCGUUAUUGUUCAUCGAUAAAGCUUCGUAUUGGAUUGGGCUUAUCAACAAUUAUUUACAAUGAUGGUUAUGAGUCAUUGAAUAAAUUAUUGACAACUAUUUUUUCUUCGAUGGGUCAUUAUUCUGCUGAGUGUUUUUAUAAACUCGAUGCAAUGAGAAAAUCUUCUGCUUCAAAAAAAAAAAAACGUGUGAAAACAUCACAAGCAGCAGCAGCAACCACUACUAGUAUUUCUUCAAGCGAGAGUGAUAAUGAAAAUUUUCACACUGUAAAUGAAGAAAAUUUUGAUGAUAUCUCACAUGAUUUAACCAUAUUUGAACAAAUGGAAAGUGAUCAAGAUGAAUAUGAUGAUAAUAAUGAUUAUGAACCAGGAGGUGAUGAUUGA
Messenger RNA from Rotaria sordida, 1797 nucleotides. NCBI's taxonomy places the organism in Eukaryota, Metazoa, Rotifera, Eurotatoria, Philodinida, Philodinidae. The record is from the annotation of a GenBank genome assembly.